Actinia tenebrosa (Australian red waratah sea anemone) is the source of this 6155-nucleotide messenger RNA. RefSeq lists its product as uncharacterized. Gene Ontology annotation, biological process: regulation of chromosome segregation; regulation of mitotic nuclear division. Gene Ontology annotation, molecular function: protein binding. Gene Ontology annotation, cellular component: chromosome; nucleus. The record is from RefSeq and is a predicted model, not a curated record. NCBI's taxonomy places the organism in Eukaryota, Metazoa, Cnidaria, Anthozoa, Actiniaria, Actiniidae.
CACUACACCAGCAGCAAGUAUUUUGCGCGCUUUUAUUUUUAAAUUUUCAACCCUAAAUAUUACAUCGGAAUCUAAAAUUUAAUCACCUGAGGUGUGAAGUCCGUCGUCAUGAGUGCACUUUUAGGUAGAAUAAUCGUAAUCAAGCGGAAUGGUUCAGACGGAGCUCAUUUUCCACUUCGCUCAAAAGAGUGUUUAUUUGGAAGAAAUAACGAAUGUGACAUACGAAUUCAGUUACCAAACGUAUCGAAGGAACACGCAAGAAUAACUGUUGAUUCAGACAAAAAGGUUUGGUUAACCAAUCUAAGCAAAUGUGCAGACACUUUACUUAAUGGUGCUAAGAUUCCUGACUCCAUAGAGAUCUCUCAUUUGGAUGUGUUUACGAUAAGUGACAGAUCAUUCAGAUUUGAGUUCCCAACUCCCAAGAAAUUAACACCCAAGAAGUCACCAAAGGAAAAACGUCGUUCCAGUAAAGGAACUCCCCUUAAAGCAAAACAAGAGUCCUUGUCCAUAACUCCAAGAGGAAGCCCUCGCACGCCUCCAGUUGCUGAAACCCUCAAGGAAAACAUCCAUCUUCUUCGAAGAUAUUCUGUACCUUUAAAAGAAGUUGAUGAAAGUCUUGCCUCUCCAAUGCCAUCCAAGUCACCUCUUGCUAAAGUGUAUGAAAACACUGACAUGGAAGCUUGUGCUACUCCAUCUGGAAAAAGAAAAUCUACUGGAAGCAGUUUAUCCAGUGCAAAGAAAUCCAAGAGAGUCUCUUUUGGCCCAUUUUUAAGUCCUGAGCAAUUUGACAAAGAGCUUCCCCCUGCUACCCCAGUGAGACGUGGCGCAGCACCAAGAAGAUCGCUCUCGGAAGCUAAACCAAUCUUGAGUGAGAAGAAGAAGAGACGUUCUGUAGCAGCCUCACCUAAAGCGGCAGCAAUCUUCGAGGAGCAAGAACCAGAAGAAAAAGCAAGUGAAACUGAUGAGUCAACAAGUUGUCUUGAUGAUGAGCCACCGAAGAAGACUGAAGAAGAAGCAGUUGCUGUACAAGAGAUGAAAGAAAAUGAUUCAGAAGAGAUAGUAGAAGCAGUCAAGACUCCUGAUGUACAAAUGCCAAUAGUGGAAAGCCCAAAACCUGCUCCCAUUGAAACACCAAGACGAUCGAGUAGAAGACUAAGCAAAACUGUGACAUCUUGUGAAGAGCCUAUACCUGUGGCCAAUGCAGAGAAAGAACCUUUUGAGAACAAGAAAAAAAAGCUUGCAACUCCCAUACGAAAAGCAAUUGAAAAUGGGAUUGAGUUGAAGAAGACCAAGAAAAAGAUCGCAACACCUUUGAGGAAGGAAAUUCACUCUAAGCCAACACUCAAGGAGACCAAAAAGAAGUUGGCCACCCCUGUUAGGAAGGGAAUCCAAGCUGGCAUUGAGCUUAAGGCUACAAAAAAGAAACUGGCUACACCCCUGCRAAAAGAAAUCAUAAAAGGUGUUGAACUCAAAGCUACAAAGAAGAAGCUAGCCACACCACUUCGCAAGGAGAUACAGUCGAAGCCAAGUCUUAGGCAGACCAAGAAGAAGCUGGCCACACCUUUGAGGAAAGAAAUCCUUGCUAAACCAUCCCUAAGAGAAACCAAAAAGAAGCUAGCAACUCCUGUGAGACAAGAGAUACAAAGCAAACCCAAGCUACGGCAGACUAAAAAAUUGAUGGAUAAAGACCUACAAGAAGAUAUCAAACAAGGAAAGAAACUACAAGCCACUAAAAAGAUCAUGGCAUAUGACUUGCAGAUUGACAUCAUUAAAGGCAAGAAACUAAAAGAAACCAAGAAGAAGAUGGCGACGCCUUUGAGAGAGGAGAUUAAGAAGGGAAAAACACUCAAGAAGACAAUGAAGAGAAUGCCGACACCACUGAAGGAAGAAAUACAGAUGGGAAUCAAGUUAAAGUCAAAUAAGAAGACAUUGCCAACUCCACUCAAAGAGGAGAUUAAACAAGGAGUAUCACUCAGACAGACAAAGAAGAAAAUGGCCACACCAAUGAGGAAAGAAAUCGAAGGAGGUAAAGUUCUUAGAGAGACAAGGAAGAAGAUGGAGACACCAAUGAGGAAUGAAAUUGAAGGAGGUAAAGUUCUUAGAGAGACAAGGAAGAAGAUGGGGACACCAAUGAGAAAAGAGAUUGAGGAAGGAGUUACUCUCAAGACUCGUAUCAAAAAAAUGGCCACUCCUAUGAGGAAGGAAAUUGAGGCAAAACCAAAGCUGAACUCAACUAAGAGAAGGAAAUCAAGUUCAUCGGAUGAAGAGAAUCCUGCAAAGAAACUGAAGAAAACACCAAAGGAAUCAGAAACAACUAUCAAGAAAGCUCUAAAGACUCCCCUGAGAAGAGAUAUAGAAGCUGGCUUCAAACUCCGUCAGACCAAGAAAAGACUUGCUACUCCUUUAAGGCAUGAGAUUCAGAAGAGGCGAUCACUGAGAGCUGUGAGAAGGAAGUCAACUAAACUAGGGGACAUAGCUGAACAGCCUGCAAGAAAGCCAACAUAUGCAGAAAUACUUAAAAGACCAAAGAAGAUAGCAGUGAGGAGGCUGUCCAAGAAACUUGUACCUGGCACUAAGUUUGGACCAACUGCAACUCCAGGACAGGCAACAAGGGUUGCUAGUAAACAGAAAACUCCUGCUAAAGAACAAACCAAAGACAAAGAGACUCCUAAAAAACCUAAAGUGUUGACUCCUGUAGUCAAAGAGGCAGACCCCGUAGAAGAAGUACCCGAGGUGGUAGCUACCCCUGUCACAAGAAACUCCAGGAAAUCUGGAAACUGGCUGGACACCAUCGCGAAAUCUCUAAACAAUAAAGAGGAACGAGAAAUGGUUGAAGAAAACCUUGAAGGGUUGCAGGAUAUGUUUGCCACCCCUGAGGAAGCUGUUAAGAAGAUUAAGAGCAUCAGAAAGAAAUCUGGCAACUGGUUAGACGCGAUUGCUAAGACUCUUCAUGGUGAUAAGACCAGGAGAUCUUCAUCUGGUCAUCUCGAAGGACUUCAGGACCUGUUCGGUACACCCUCUAAUGAUUCAUUCAGUUUGGCACUAAUGUCCAGUCCUGCUUUUCAAAGCGUUACCCCAUCUCUUCGACGCAAAGACGAUCAAAUGUCUGUUCAAGUAGUACCUGCCCAAGCCUCCAAGACCCCUUCGCUGCGUCAAGCUGCAAGCAUACGUAGUGCAAGUAGAAAGAGCGUUGCCACUCCGAAAAUGAUAGAAGCCAUUGAACCUAACAAAACACCAUCAUUAAGAUCAGCGGUGGAAACUGAACAAAGCUUUGGCCUUGAUCUGCUGUUUAGUCCAGUACAACAAGCAUGUACUCCCUCGUUGCGAUCCAAGGACUCUCAGCUGUCAGUUCAAACAAAACCCGUUCAAGCAUCUAAGACACCGUCUCUGCGUCAACCUGUACAAUCACGUCGUAGCAUGGCAACACCAGAAGUUAUCCAAGCCAUUGAACCGAGCAAGACGCCUUCAUCGAGACAAAGUGCUAUCCAGGUUGUUGAGGCAAUCAAAGUAACCAAGACCCCAUCUUUAAGACAAAGUGCUAUCCAGGUUGUUGAAGCUAUCGAAGUAACCAAGACACCAUCUUUAAGACAAAGUGCUAUCCAGGUUGUUGAAGCUAUCGAAGUAACCAAGACACCAUCAUUGAGAUCAGGUGCGGUACAAGUCGUAGAAGCAGUACAACCUAGCAAGACACCAUCCCUUAGACCCGCAGCAGCUACAGUCAAAAGUAAGAAGACACCAAAGGAGCGCAAGAGCGUUGGAUUGACCGGUAUCAAGAGACUUAUGAAGACACCAAAACAGAAGAAUUGUGCUGACGAUCCAGAAGAGAACUUCGUUGCAACCAUGUUUGCUACUCCUCACUCUACUCACAAGUCUCACAAGACAAGGAACGCUGUAGCAGACGUAAGUGGUGACUUCGUAGAAGAGCUGGCGAUGCCAAAAGAGAAGUCAACAAAAUCUCCAAGGAUCAGAAAUGCUAUUGCUGAUGUGGAGGACAGACUCGAAGCUGAGCUGUUUGGCUCGUCUGGGAAAGCUAAGAAGACUCCAAAUCCAAAGAAACGCACUUAUUCUGCGCGGGUGACCAGGAAAUUCAAACAGGAAAAGGAAGACGAGGACGCACCUGAAGCAGAACCUCAGAUUGUCUCUGCAGAAGUGGUAGCUGUAGAUGAUGCUAAACCUGAAAAAAGAACUAGAGUCAAGAGAGCAGCUUCUGAAGACUCAAGUGUGAAAGAGCCCGCUAAGAAACGCAUGAGAAAAGCGGCAUCUAAGGAAGAACAGUCUGAAACCAAAGUAGAACCCGCUGUUAUGAAACUGGAGCCUGUGCGUCGCCCAACUAGAAGUUCAGCGCGUGGAAAAGAUUCCAGUAAAACAAAGAAAAGCUCGUCCAAGACUGGCGUAGUUGAAACACCUAAACCAUUGUCAUUCGAGCGCACGGUCUUGGAAGCAAUCCCUGAACUGCCUACUCCAAUGACAUCGCCUCUUCCAAGUACUAGGACAAGGAAAGAGUCUAUGAUGUCCCCAACCCUUGAAGCCAUACAAGAAAAGGAAACCCACGAGAAACCAGCUGAGAUAGUUGAGGAGAAGGUGGUGUCAAGCAAAUCUUCCCGUGGUAAGUCCAAAGCUAAAGCAGAGGAGAAACGUGAUUCUACGGCAGAAGUAGAGGCCGUGGUACCAUCUACACGAAGGGGAAGAAGAACAAAGACUGAAAAAGAACCUGAAGUGGGAAAAGUAGAAGAGAAUGCUGUAGAAUCUAAACCAACGCGUGCUUCUCGAGGGCGUAAAGUCGUAAAGGAAGAACUCCUCGAGGAAACAGUGAAAGCCAACCGUUCGACAAGAAACGCAAAAGGUAAAAAGGCUGCAGAAGUGAAAGAACUUACAAGCGAACUUGAACAAGAAGUAGAAGAUCCAAAACCUAAACGGAAUACAAAAACAAAGAAAGUAGAAAAGGAGGCAGUUACAGGAAAGCCUGUUAGAGCAACACGCACUAGAAAAGCUCAAGAAUCUGCAGCUGUAGAUGUGAAAGAUGAAACAACAGACGAGAACGAAGAAAUCGUAAAGCCAAUAUCCACUAAGACAACAAGAGGCAAGAAAACUGUUGUUGAAAAAAUUCCUGUCGAAAAACCAAAGCAAACACGCUCGACACGAAGCAAGCGAGUGAAAACUGAUGUUGAACCAGCCACUGAACAGCCAAAAGCGACACGUAAUACUCGAGGCAAAAAAACUAAAGUUGAGGAGGUAGAGGAAGAGAAACCAGCCGAGGUCAUUAAACCACGAGCAACUCGUUCGAAGCGUGCAGCAGGAAAAACAGCGCCUCAAGAAGAAGCAAAACCUGUAGAACAAGAAACUUCUGUGGAGAUCAAACCACGAGCAACUCGUUCAAAGCGUGCCACAGGAAAAACAGCGCCUCAAGAAGAAGCAAAACCUGUAGAACAAGAAACUUCUGUGGAGACCGAGCCACGAGCAACUCGUUCAAAGCGUGCCACUGGAAAAACAGCGCCUCAAGCAGAAGCAAAACCUGUAGAACAAGAAACUUCUGUGGAGACCGAGCCACGAGCAACUCGUUCAAAGCGUGCCGCAGGAAAAACAGCAGCACCAAAGAAGGAAGCAAAAGCUUCGACACGAGGGAGCAAGCGCAUGGCAAUAGAAGAUGUAGCACCAUCUCCAAAGAAACUACGAAGAACCACCAGGUCUAGAAGAUAAACCAAAAAAUAGGCUUAGCAUUCUUAAAGUCAUGCUUUUAAUCUCGUUAUUUUAAAAGAACUUUUUAUCUUUGAGGAAGCAUCUUUUAUCACUCCAUCGAUACGUUAAUUUUAUGCGCGCAAAUACAUUAUACAUAGAUACGGUUUUAAGCCUUCCAUUCGUGCGAUACGUUUCUAUUUUAUCAUAUUUUUAUGUCACAAUCGUUGAGUUAUUCUCAAAUUUUAAACAGAAUUGCAUGUUUAUCCAUCAUUAUUUUUGAAGUUUCUGAAGUAGAAUAGUAACCAUAAAAUUUUAACUAGAGCAGGUUAUAGUGUGUAAAUGCUACCAGAGUUAAUACCGGGUAUAGGAGACAUGCAUGUAUGGCUUAUAAAUGCGCAUACAGAUACGAACUCCUUAUCAAUUGCCCUCUGUAAAUAACAUAUAUAAUGGGCUAAAAUAUUAAAUAUUGAUAAACAAAA